This is a messenger RNA of Didymodactylos carnosus, 702 nucleotides long. Lineage: Eukaryota; Metazoa; Rotifera; Eurotatoria; Philodinida; Philodinidae. The record is from the annotation of a GenBank genome assembly.
AUGUCAGUACGUAAAAAUAGUAAUUCUUGUCGUCCUGCAAAUCGCCCCUUAUCUACCGCAUCAUCGAACAAAAAUGUAACGGCUCCAUUACCACUAAUGAAUAUCGAUUUAGGUAGAUCAUCAUCAUCAUUUAUUCCAUCAUUGCUUGAAAUUAAUCCAGUUUUUGAUUCCAAUACUAAGUUUGAUGCUAGAAGAGGCAGAUCGGAAUCACCAUCUCGAGGUGCAAACGCCGUCUUGCACGAAUUGUUAAAUGAAGAACAGUCUGAAAUUGUUCAAACAUUUAUACAAGAGAUGUUAGAAAAUAAAAAUGAACGUAUCGAAAUAGAACGAAAACUAUACGACACUGAAAUAAAAUUAAUUCGACUACAAAAUGAUUAUACCGUUUUAUCAAAUAAGUUUGAAAUAGCCAAAGUCGAUCAUGAUGAAUGUAAAAGAGAGUUAAAAGAUGUUUUGUCAGAAAAUGUUGAAUUGAAAAAUGAUAUGCGCAUUUUACAAAACAGAAUAACCGAACUAAUUAACGAAAAUCAACGUUCAAAUGGUUCGACUAACAAUUAUAGACCACAACAAACUUUUAACGCGGAUAGAGGACAACGAAAUCAACCAACAUUCGAUUUGUAUGAAUAUGAGAAUGAUAAUAGUGAGUGGAAGUAUAAUCAACCGCAUAAAAAUCCAUCAGCAACAACAAAAAGACGUAGAUACUAG